Messenger RNA from Porites evermanni, 7303 nucleotides. NCBI's taxonomy places the organism in Eukaryota, Metazoa, Cnidaria, Anthozoa, Scleractinia, Poritidae. The record is from the annotation of a GenBank genome assembly.
AUGGGUCCAAGGAAGCAGGGCUUGAACCGUUCCUCUGGAAAGGCUGCUCAAGGAGGUGCCAACAAAAAUAAGCAGCCUAAAUCCCUGAAGAACAAACUCAGAGAUGUGCAAAGGCUGCUUAAAAAGGCAAGUCUGCAGUCAGUACCAGCAAAUUUUGAUAUGUGUACGCACGUGUUGUUUCGGUGCUGCAUGUCAGGGAACGGUACGGUCAUUCUGACACGUACUUCUCCUUUCUUGUAGCUGCAUAAGUUGAACAUCUUUAAAUUUUUCGAGGUGUAAUUAGCUGAACAAAUUCUAAAGCAAUCAACUUUCAACUUUCAGGUUUUAACGGGAAUUUUUGCAAAAAUUGAUCACGUCCUCAUCUGCCUGUUUAGAACUGUAGAAGGUUCAAGUUUUCCUGUGUUUUAGUUACCUAGUGAGAGUUACACUUCCAAAGAUGGUCAAAUUGAGCUGGAUUAACCUGCGAGCUGGGGCCCUUUGAUCUUCAAAGGGAAGAGGAAAAUAAAGAGGAAGAGACUUCCUUUUUCGAGUUAUUUAAGAAGAUUAAAGAGCCUCUGCUCACAGCAUACAUGUAGUGCUGACUCAGAUAACAGUUAAAUUUACGCCAAAAUAUAAAUAGAUUAAAAAAACUAUUAAAUAACAAAUAACUAAUAUAAAGCCAUGUCAGGGUAAAAUCCUGACAAACGAUAUGGCCUAGAAACAGCAACAUAAGACUCGAUGAAAGUAAUUAAUUGUGACAAACAAUACCAAGAUGGAUAACUGAUAAAUACCGACAGUGACAUGGCGUACUCCUCAAAAUGCAAGAUGGCUGUAUUUGAAAUUUAGAGACAUGGGUAUACCCCCCCCCCCCUCACUGAGGGAGCUUCUUACAUGUGUGAGCCUUUACUAGCCCGUCGCUGUAGUUUUUGUUCUCCCAAAUUUGUGUAUCCUUUUUCGUGCUCAAACAAAAGUCAAAAUAUAGGUGAUAGUCCCUAAAAAAAUUGGCUGAAUAUGAACAAUAAGUUCAAACCAUUUUAUGUUUUUACAUUAUGCUUUUUGUACAGCAUUUCCUCUGAAACAUUUCACACACCUGUAAAAACAGAGGAAUCUCAUGUGAGAGGGUUUUUACUUGUACAUGAUUGUUUAAAGAGGGCAAGCUUUGAAGUAACUUGCUGACAGAAGUAUCUUUUGAAGAAUGAAUAGAAACAGGAAUGAAGAGAAUCUUACAGAGCAAUACCUUGAUGGUAACAUCUUGUUACAGUUGUACAUGUAUACCAUUGUGUGCAAUGAUACAAAAAAAAAUGAGCUCAGAAAGCCCUGGAUGUAGGUGUCAUGGAAACCUGGUGCACAAAACCAUAAAAAUUUAGUUAAUUAAUUAAAAUUAAAAGGAACCAAAGUCAAACCCUGUUAAAGGGUUCACUGACGAAGCCAUAGAAAGUGUUCACAUUAAGUUUCAGUAUUAAGGGGGUUGAAUUUAGAGAAGAUAUAAGGGCUUUCUUUCCCUAGGGACAAAGCAAACUGUUGGUAAUAAUGAGUUGUCUGUAUUAAGCAUGAAGUAGGGUUUGACUGUAAUAGAGUGUUGACCCUCUUCACAUGUCUUUUGACCCUUGAGGGAGAUAUACCUCCUAAAUAAUAUAUUAUUAUUCUUUUCAUUAUAGUUGUUUGUGGUGCUGUAGGCUUGUUUUACAAAACACUGAUCUCAUUAAUAAACAUUUUUUUUAUGUUGUUGUUGUUGUUGUUAUAGUCUGACCUGCCAGCCACUGUGCGAGUCAUACAAGAAAGAAUGCUUGAAGUGUUGAAAGAAACCAUCAAAGACAAAGCUAAGGAAGAUAAAGAGAAAAUAAUUAUUCAGCGAUGUAAGAAAGUGAAAUUUUUUGGUAAGUCACAACUUUGCUGCUCAAGGGGUGCCACUGAUUUGUGAAAGUAACAGGGGUGCUGAUGAAUCAGAUCAAAAUAUAUGUGAAUGUAGCCAACCUUAAGUUUAUAUUAAGGUAUCUGCACCGGCAAAUUUUCAACAUUUUAUUUUGCCCUCAAAAUCUUUCUACACUAAGUUCAGAUGAUGUAAUAUGCAUAUCUGGUGUUCUUUUUUGAAUAUACCUUCGCAUUUAAGAGAAAAUCUACUCAAAAGUUGACUGAUUUACUGGAAGUUAAAGAAAAAUUGUCAUUUCCGUUACUAAGAAAAAGGACGGCAGGAGCGCAAUUUGACUCCUCUUUUCGGCAUCAAGUUCUAUUGAUGUGCUGAACAAAAUCUAUUUACUGCUUGGAUUCAUUGACAAACUGCCGCCGCUGUAUGUCCAACUUGANGGAAGAUAAAGAGAAAAUAAUUAUUCAGCGAUGUAAGAAAGUGAAAUUUUUUGGUAAGUCACAACUUUGCUGCUCAAGGGGUGCCACUGAUUUGUGAAAGUAACAGGGGUGCUGAUGAAUCAGAUCAAAAUAUAUGUGAAUGUAGCCAACCUUAAGUUUAUAUUAAGGUAUCUGCACCGGCAAAUUUUCAACAUUUUAUUUUGCCCUCAAAAUCUUUCUACACUAAGUUCAGAUGAUGUAAUAUGCAUAUCUGGUGUUCUUUUUUGAAUAUACCUUCGCAUUUAAGAGAAAAUCUACUCAAAAGUUGACUGAUUUACUGGAAGUUAAAGAAAAAUUGUCAUUUCCGUUACUAAGAAAAAGGACGGCAGGAGCGCAAUUUGACUCCUCUUUUCGGCAUCAAGUUCUAUUGAUGUGCUGAACAAAAUCUAUUUACUGCUUGGAUUCAUUGACAAACUGCCGCCGCUGUAUGUCCAACUUGAUUUUUCUUGCUUCUGUUAAAGCUGUGAUGACUAAUAUUACUUGCUUCUUGUCAAUAUUUGUCAUGUUCUUGAAAUAUACUCCGUCUUCCAGGGCUUAUUAUUGUUUUAAAUUUACAUUACAUCGGUGUGUCUUCUCACCUGUUAUAUUCUGACAAUUUUGCCGGGAGAGUAAAACAUUUUCUUGGCCCCUAAUCCUCUGGUCUGUUUUUUCUGCCAAUUUCUUUCACUUUACAGAAGCAAUUCUUUUCAAUUUUGAAUAAAACUCUUCUUCAAUCUUCAUACUUCAGUGCGCUUCACUGCAUUAUAGCUGACACUGAGUAACGCAAAUGUGUCACACCUAGCAACUGGUCAUGUAUCAAAAUCCAAGAAGGCUAUAGAGAGGUCAUUUGACAUUUUCUUAGGCUUCCACGAGCAUUUUACACAGCGGUGACUCAAAAUGGCGGACAAGAAGGUCUGUGAUGGUAGUAUCAAGCAAAAACAGUUGAUUUUGAGAGGAAAAUAAGCUUUUUUACACUGGAAAAGCGUUAUUUACCCCGUGACCGAUUUACCUUGACUUAUGGGAACCAGUUUUUUGGAGGAAUGGAUCAUUAUUUCUUCGUGAAAUUUGGCAAAUACACAAAGAGCAUGUCACAAAGAGCAUGUUAAUGAACAGAUCUGUGUUUGACCAAAGGUUAGAAUUGCCGUACAGCUGAGUUAUUGAUGUGGAUCAAAUUACAAAAUAGCAAAUUGUACCCUAUAGGGUGGAUUAGUUGGAGCUGUGUCGUGGUCAAACGCAGAAUUAUUCUAUCUUAUGUCCUUAUUUGUGUUACAUUUCUUUUUUAACAAUAACUCUAAGGACUCUUCUGAAAUUUUGAUUUUUCUCUUUCCGUGCCACCCUAGGGGGUAAUUAAAUUAACACCUUUUGGGUGGCAUAACAUAGUUUAUUUUGAUAUAUUCUAGUUCCUCAAGAACUGAGGAAUACUGUCAAUGUAGUGACGUAUAGAUAGUAUCCAUAAAAUAACCACUAAAAAUGAUGCAAAAAUGUGCAAAAUUUGCCAGUGCAGAUACCUUAAGGCCUGGCAACCUUAUGUUAUUUGCCACCUUAGAAACUUGACGGGAACUGAACCGAGUUAACUUUCACAAAGAGUUCUGGUACUGUUACUGCAUGGGACAGGUGAAACAAAUUGGCCAAUAGCUCAGUAAUGGUACCAGAAGUAGUUGCAAAAGCUAACUGAAAUGAAGCUAAAUGAAAUAUUUUAGCAGAAUCUGCUGAUGUAAGCAAGUCCCACUGUUGGCAAGCAUAUUCCAGGCAUUUUUAUUGGUGGGAAGGAAUUCAUGUCAUGGGUGUGUGUCAAAAAAUAUGAUUGCAGUUAAUUUGUCUACCUUGCUGCUAACUUCAUGGUUUACCCUUUCUCAGGACGUUUCGGUGAAUGAGUCUAAAUCUUGCCUAUAUACUAAAAUCAUUUUGUGAUGUGAUUAACCCAUUCGCUCCUAGAGAUUUUGCCGAAAAACGCGUUUUGAAGCUAGUCGAGUGGUUUUCUGGUCACUGUUGUGCUAUAAAGAGCUAAAACUUACCACAAACUGGUUUACAGGUCGAACACUUCGCGGUCUUCCGAUCCAGAUGCAAAAUAUCAGCUUGCGAAGUUCGGGCAUGCGCAGAAAGCAAAAUUUCGACAUAGUUUUUGGGUUUAAAAGUGACACAGCAGUCUUGACUUUUACUUUUCGCUUUCUCUCCUCCCUUCUUUUUUUGCUUUUCUUGCCUCAUUUUUUUUUUCUCUUGCUGGGCAUUUAGUAGGCUUGAUUUUGGUGGGAAGAGUUUUUAGGAAAGCUUUUAGGAUCUUAGGAUUAGGCGAAAGGAAAGGUAGGUGGGUAAUGGGACAAGAUUUUCAUGGAGAUUUUCAGGUCAAUGUCACGUGGUUUUUUGCUUGUUUCUCCGGUGUCCUUGACUGAAUUGUGCUCAUUCUGGUAUGGUUUGAAAGAUCUCUUCACUCUGCACAAGUUAGUGAAGAAAGUUGUCCUUGACCGUUAAAACUGAUGACGUCACAAUGGGUAGAAAGGACCUGGAUCCGCACGGGCGGUUACGGGCGGUUCAGGGGCGAAUGGGUUAAUAUAAUGUUUUAUUUAAGUCAAUGUUUUCCUUUCUACAUUGGUUUAUUUUUAGAGAAAAGAAAGCUCUUUAGGAAGUACAAAACCUGUCUGAGAGAGCUAAAAGAGUGCAGUGAAAAUGAAGAAAGGUUUGUCAGACUUUCUACUCAUUAUCUGUAGGUACAUGUAUAGGCAGGGUUGUCACCAGAAUUUCAAGUUGCCAUUUAAAUAUAACAAGUAGGUGGGGAAUCAAACAGAUAGGGAUUUUUUCUUUUGGUUCUAUUUUUCUUCUGUUUUCCCAUGAAAGUAGCCAGAGGCCUUUAUAGUCUGUAGCUGAAGGAAAUACCCAGCCCCCAGCUCUUGUUGACAACCCUGUACAUGUAACAAUAGCCUGUGUGUAGCCACACUCUCCCCCCAAGGGUGUGGCUGCACGUAGGCUAAUGUAACAAGGGUUGGUUUUAGACCACAGGCUAUCACCAGUAUUUUCUGUCUUUUGUAUAAAUCAACAAAUCUAUAGAGUCAAUGGGUUAAAGGGACACAGUCAGCUAUGGGACCACGCUGACCUGGACACUACUUUUGACAGUUUGAAAAGCGUUUACCUUAACCCGAAAUCAAAUCUACACGUCCGAUACAUUUAGAAAUCCGCUUCAAUCCUACCUAGUGUUUCAUUCGAUCCUCGAUCUUUUACUGAAAAUCUCUUUUCGAGCAAACUUUUACUCAUCCUAUUACAUUAUUUUAUCAUAUUUGGUUUAAAACAGUAUUCAAAGGAACAUGAACAGAAGAGGUUAGAAACGCGUAGGCGCCGGGUGGGAGAAAUCGCCUUCGUUUACCAAAAUAACAAGAGAAAUAAAUCAGUAACAUUGACGAGCAAGUAAUCAUUAUAUAUAUUUGGAAAAUGGAUGGAGAAGGUUACAUAUAUUGGGAAAAUCAAGCGUUCUCGACCGUGAACCUUCCACACAGUACAAUCACCCAGACUUCAUGCAAUUUCUCACCUCUACUGAUGUUCAAAUUCAGAAGUAUUGGUCGAUAUUUGGCUUCCCUUGAAAAAUCCAUCGGUGAAUUCUCAAUGGUAUAUAAAAAAUGAGUGCUCUGAUGUGGCUUAGGGCCUAUAAUCACGAUUGCGGCUUGUAACAAGUUCAACUCUACAAGGUUUGUUCAGAGUAUUCCGGAUACGUUUUUGUUUCAUGCGCAUCUUGUGACAUGCAAAUCAGCUAAGAAAUGGUAUUUAAUGCACAUGUGCAUGAGCUGACUGUGUCCCUUUAACUUGUACAUACAGUAUGUACCUAAAGAGCAUACAGUAAAUUGUAUCAAGUUGACAUGCAGGUUAGUGCAAGAUUUUGUGAAAAGAAUAAACUAGCAGUAGAUAUACCAGAGAUUACCAAAAAUAUUGUAAGUAUAAUACUGUGAGCAGACGCUGGGCAGUUAAACAUCAUCUGAAAAGCUAUGAACUGAUAUACACAUUACUAGUAUGCUAAUUACAGACCCUUGUAUCGGGUCAAUUGAUAGUUGUGGACUACAAGAUAGAGAGUCCUAAAAUCAUGAAAUCUUUGUGAUUUGUGUCUUUAUUAGCCAGUGUACAGUCACUUAAUUAAAUAAUUUUGAAACUGCUUGCACCUGCCACAAUAUUCAAAACUUAGUGGAAUUAGAAUGAUGCAAAAGAUGUGUUGCAAUUUUAAAUUAAGUUAGAAUGAAACCACUGGCCAUGUCUGCUAAGAAUUAUCCUGACAUUAGAAUUGAGAUGUAACACCUUUAUGGCAACAGGAUGCCCAAGGAACCACAGGAAAACCAAAGAUUAGUGUGCUGCUUGCCUCAAUUACGGAGUGUGAAUUAUUAUUGUUGUACCAAUAAAAUAACAGUUUCAGUCAAUAUAUUGCAGUAAUAAAAGCUGUGUUGUUACCAAUUGGUGUUCUUCUGAUUGAACUUUAUGAACUACCCAGCAAAACAUACAAUAGCCCGGAACCAAGCUCCACAGUUGGGGAAAAGGAUAAAAAAAAUUGGUGAUUGAAGAGAGGGGAAAGGGUGGCACCACCCUUUUCCUUCCCCAGUCUGCCAUCCAGCUCACCUCACUCACCAACUUUUGUGCCUUUUACCUAGCCUGGUCCCAGGCUAUACACUGCAUAACUGUCCACAAUAUACUACUGUAAGUGACAACAGUAAUGCAAACAAGUUUAACGGUCCAUCUAAUAAUAUUGUUAUAAAUUAUAUUCUAAAGAAGUACUUUCUCUGUUGCUAAGUCAUUUUGUUUACUUUCUUUUAGAAAUGCACUGCGUAAAGAACUUGAAGAAAUUAAACUACAGUGGAAUUAUGUUAUUGUGAGUAGGUAUUAAAGAAAAAUUUACAUAUAUGUAUGUAGCUUUAGUGGCUAAGUUACAGUUUUCUUUGUUGUUUUUUUGUUAUAGCACUUUCCACAAGAUGUAAAGUACAUUUCUCUGUUUCCUGCCACGUCAUACACCAAUGUAGAAGUUCUUCAGAAACAA